AUGCAGAGCAGCCGCAGGCGUCGCUGGCCGGAUGUGCAGUUCUUCUUCCCGCCCGCUGUUGAUGGUGGUGCACGAGACGAGGAGCAACCGGCGGAUGCAACGACUCGACGUAGCGAUUGCAAAGAUGAGGAAGAAGAUGAAAGAUUCGACAUACUGAGCGCUCUGCCAGAGGAGGUGGCCCUGCGCGUGCUGGGCGGAGGCGAGCUGGCGACGCGACUCGCCGAGAACAGCUGCAGCGACGGCGGCGGCCCGACCUGGUCGGCGUGGGAGCUGAGGCAAGUGGUGAGCCGCGUGUGCCGCAACUGGCGCCGUCUGGCCCUCGACGCCGGCCUCCUCGCCUCCACACUCCACCAGUAUCACCGAGGCAGGACCGGGCCGAUCGUCUCGCUCGGCGGGGAGGUUAUCCACGUCCAAAUCGGCAACUGCGGAAACAUGGUGGGCAAGGAGUACUGGCGCGCGCUGGUCCACGAACACUCGCUCGAUCCAUCCAGCUUCGCCAUUUCCGAACAGAUCACGGGCCUGCCGGUGAGCUUCGACGAGAGUGCAACGGGCAGGUUCACCGCGCGCUCCAUUCUCGUCGACACCGACCCGGCCUCGCUGGACCUCAUCCGCGCGUCGCCGCUCGCCAAGCUCUUCCGCCCCGACUGCUGCGCUCUGGAUUGGGAGGAGGCGCACUUCUUCUCCGGCAAGGCCGUAUCGGAGGCCGCCACCGAGGCCUUCGUCUUCUUCCACUCGCUGGGCGGCGGCUGCGGUUCGGGGCUGACCACGUCGGUCAUCACCGAGCUGGCCCAGGAGCGUCUGUUCCAGCCGCCGAUCAUCAAUUUUGCCUUCGUUCCAUCGUCGUGCACGGUCGACCCCAUCACCAACCUCAAGCUGACCACCCGCGAAGCCUGCAACACAAUGUUGGGCUUUAACACUCUGAUCGAGUACAGCGGCGCCACUUUCCUGAUCGACAAUGGCGCACUCAAGCGGUCGGUCUCCUAUUUGCCUAUCUUGUCAACGACGGCGGCGCACAGCGCCAUGAACCUCACGGCCGCCGCUGCCAUCAGCGGAGUGACGUGCCCACAGCGAUUCCCAAUGUUGGGUGCCGAGUGUCUGGGGUCGUGGCGAAAGCUGAUCCACGUGAGCGUACCCACCGCCGAGCUGAUGAGGGAGGUCUUCACCGAGAGCGCCUGUCUCAAAGGCCUGCCGCGCGAUGCUGCCCCGCUCGCGCGCAGCGACUGGGGGAAGACGAUCUCGUUCUUCAAUUUCGUGUGCGUGCGCGGCCGGCGGGCCUCGUGGCGCGACGCGGCGCGCGAGCUCGAGGCCAUCAAGCAGCACCGCCGGUCCCUGCCGCCCGAGGCCGACGGCUGCGACUUCACCGACGAAGUCCUCGAUGAAGAAGACAACGACAACGAAGCCGAAGAACGCGAAAACGAAGACGAAGGCGGCGCCAGGACCACCGUCAACGUCAAGGGCGGCGCGCAGACGAAAAAAGAAGAGGAGCAAGUCGAGGUUGAUGAAGAAGACGAUGACACGCUGACCACCUUCAUCCCACGCGAGGCCGAGUGGCUGCCCGACUCCCACAUCCGCUACGCCUACUGCCCGGUCGCCUACCCACCACCAUCAUCGUCAUCAUCGUCUUCUUCAUUGUCAUCGCCUUCUUCAUUAUCGUCAUCGGCGCUGGGCGAUGGGGCGAGCGCGACGCUGGUGUCGUCCAACACGCGGACCUACUCGCGAUACCUUGCGCGCUUCUUCGACCGGUUCGGGCAGCUGCCCGACGCCAGCGCCCUGUGCACCGAGGACAGGCAGCUGCUGCACGAGGCCGAGAGCAACCUACACGACCUCCAAUCAGAAUUCCGCCACACAUAA
This is a messenger RNA of Acanthamoeba castellanii str. Neff, 1851 nucleotides long. Its product is annotated as Tubulin/FtsZ family, GTPase domain containing protein. Gene Ontology annotation, cellular component: microtubule; cytoplasm. The coding region runs from base 1 to 1851 and encodes 616 amino acids. Gene Ontology annotation, biological process: microtubule cytoskeleton organization; mitotic cell cycle. NCBI's taxonomy places the organism in Eukaryota, Discosea, Longamoebia, Acanthamoebidae. The record is from RefSeq and is a predicted model, not a curated record. Gene Ontology annotation, molecular function: GTP binding; structural constituent of cytoskeleton. The transcript is spliced from 11 exons.